Anarrhichthys ocellatus (wolf-eel) is the source of this 2930-nucleotide messenger RNA. It is a transcript of the gene podxl, whose product is annotated as podocalyxin-like. Gene Ontology annotation, cellular component: apical plasma membrane; microvillus membrane. The transcript is spliced from 8 exons. NCBI's taxonomy places the organism in Eukaryota, Metazoa, Chordata, Actinopteri, Perciformes, Anarhichadidae. Gene Ontology annotation, biological process: negative regulation of cell-cell adhesion; positive regulation of cell-cell adhesion mediated by integrin; regulation of microvillus assembly. The record is from RefSeq and is a predicted model, not a curated record. Bases 438 to 1895 code for a protein of 485 amino acids.
UGCUGUACUGGCUGCUAACAGCAGAAGACUUUGGCUGAGCACGGCACAGCAUCAAGCCACUGUGGGAGACAAGACAGACAGAGAGAGAGCGGUAGAGAGACACUGAGCUACAACGCUACAGCCAAGGAGACUGCAGAAACACUCUCUCCCCCCAAAUCCCCAAGUCUGCACAGCGAGGAGAGAAAGAAGCAGUGGAGACAAACAAAAGCAUUCUUGGCUUUCAGUUUAAGAGAAGAAAAAGAAGAAGCAGAGAAAAAAAAAAAAGAAGUGAACAAUACAUUGGGCGAGAUCAUUUACUUGAGAGAGAAAGUGAAGGAGAAAGGCGUGACAGGACGGCGUCAGUCAGCGGUUGGGCUCGAGCUAAUCAUCAUCCGCCUCCAGUUACGAAGUAACAGAUUGUCGCACUGCAUGAAAGAUAAGAAGUGGGCAGAAACAGGAUGAGAGCGACUAUGAGGAUCACGUGGCCGCUGCUUUCACUCAGCUUCCUAUUUCUCAGCUUCUGUUCAAAUGCAGACAGCAAGAACGUUCCUGUCACGAACAGGCCGUCGGCCAGGCCAACUAGUGGCAGCAUAUCUGGGCCUCUUCCAAUGAUGCCCAGUAAGACCGUAACUGUAACGGCUCUAAUAUCCACAAGGCCAGCUGCUGUGGUCACCAAGCCCGCUAUGACUGCGACAUCCAAGCCUACAGACAAGCCAACCUCUGCCGGACAACAAAUGCCCACUGUCACAAACAACACACAAGCACCUCCCAUGUCCUCUGGGCCCCCCACUACUAUGAGGAUUGCCACUGCUGCUACUACUGUGACCCCGGCCCCCAGCUCACCAAAGAACGUGGUCCCAACCACAAUAGUUGACAGCAGCGGCGUUUCAGCUGUAACCCCCAAGGCCACCACAAUGCAGACACCUGAAGCCUCCGCACCCAGUAACACAUCUGGGAUUGGAGUGCCCACCACCGGGCUGCCUGGCAGCGUGGGGACAAUCAAAAUCACAAAGGUCUUGACAGUAGCCCCUACGUCGGGGCAACAGUCUGUGACUCACACCAUCAUCGCCACCAAGACGAGCCAGGACAGCAAAGGUGGCGAGAAAACAACUGUGGCGGUUACAGGCCACGAGCAGACAGUGUCGAGGGCCACAGAGCUAACUGGGAACACGGUGACCACAAGCACCCCCUCCCCCCUGACCAAGGCACGAUCUCCUGCACCACAGACCAUUGGUACCAAAGCUGGAACCACCUCCCCGCAAACCUCCACCGCCACAACCACAAUCCCCACCACCAGCAGCACCAGCAGCACCACCAGCAGCAGCACCAGCAGCACCACCAGCAGCACCACCAGCAGCACCACCACCAGCAGCACCACAUCAGCUCAGCCAAAGACGUUUUUGUAUUCUCUAAACAACGGGCAUGGGAAAGAGGAGGAGAAAGAUCUGGUGGAGCUGUGCAGGCGGCUGAUGGUCAAUUUGCAAGAUGGGAAUUGCACCCUUACAUGGCAGCACCACAACGGCAAAAUACAGUUCGACUGUGUGGAGAUAAAUGGAAGAGUGAAAACCAGCCUCGCGACCCAGUACUAUGAAGAAAUCACCAAGAAACCAACAGAUAGCAAAACCCUGAUAGCCAUCCUGGCCUCCAGUGGAGCUCUGCUGAUCAUGAUCGUCAUCCUCGCCGUUUGUGCCUCUCACCAUCGCAAGCCGUACAACGAGAACCAGCAGCACCUGACAGAGGAGCUGCACACGGUGGAGAAUGGAUACCACGACAACCCGACGCUGGAGGUGAUGGAGGUGCAGCCGGAGAUGCAAGAGAAGAAGGUGGCGCUGAACGGAGAGUUCAACGACAGCUGGAUCGUCCCCAUCGACAACCUGCUGAAGGACAUAGUGGACGAGGAGGACACGCACUUGUAGAGAGACGACUGGGGACAGAGGAGGAAGAGGAGGAGGAAAAGGAAGAGGAGGAGGAAAAGGAAGAGGAGGAGGAGGAAAAGGAGAUGGCGACAGAACAAACGCCAAAACAAAAAAAAGAAUCCAAACUUCUUGCUCCAUGCCAGCCCUUAUCUUACACUCCUGACCCUGGAGGUUGUUGUCCCUGUAGCUAGAGAAGACAAACACAUACUUCCUAUACAUCAGCCACGCCCCCACAUUAAUGCUGUCUGUCUGUUUGAUAUAUUUCUACUCUAGUUUGAUAGGAAAAAAUAAAUGAAGAUUAAAAGUAUCAAAGCCUUUGGGGAUGAAGUACCAAUCAAAUCGUACAAGGUGGCCUUUAAAAAAACUCCACUAAAUGUUUUGACUAAACAUUUGUUUUUAUAAGUGACUUCACACAAUUCACUCUGAAAACUCUAAGUGCUCCAGACCAGACAAGAAAAUUGUGCCUUUUCAUAAAAAAAUUGUACACAAUCACCUGUAAAUAAAGUACUUUCCAGUUAUUUUCUGCGAGUGAGGAAGAGUCAGGUGACGUUGUUAAACGGAUUGCUGGCUCCGGAGGCCCAAUGAGGAGGAAGCUCAGAGAGGUAACACCGACGCCGGCUGCCUCCGCAGUUCUAGAGUUACUAUUAGACGUAGAGGACCUCGGGGCGCUUCACAGCGUCUGGGCACUUCUCCGCUUUUGGCUGUGAAGGCGGCGCCGGUUAACUGUUCAUUAAGAAAGACGAUGUCCACUAAGACGCUUCUUUAGGUGAAUAGAAAAAAGACAAAUGGGCUUUUAAUCCACAGUGCCACAUUUUGAGGCCAGGGUGUACGGAAGUUUUGUUUUGCGCUCUCUCGAUACAUUUAACGUGAAUACAAACGAGGGGAAAAGGUUCCAGCUUUCUUAAUAAAAUGCGAAGUCCGAAAUUGGAGACGCGUAACAGCGGUAACUCGUGCCACUCUCAUGUAACCAAACGAUGAUUUGUGAGAAUCAGAAAGACUUAACUUGUUUCUUUAUUUAUUUAUAUAUAUUUAUAU